GUUAAAAGACGUUUUACUCUCCGAUCCAGUUCAUCGACGACGAAACAUUCAUAAAUCCUUUCUUCUCCGAUCUGUAACAAAGGUCUUACCUCAUCCCUUUUUUCUUCUCAAGUCCGUGAAAUCAGAUUAGGUUCAAUUCGAAACUGGUUGAUUGAUUUGGUUUUGGGGAUCGGAACGAAAUGUGUUUAGGUAAUAAUCAAAUUGUGAUGAUGGGAAUGAGUAAAACAGAGAUCAAUUUGCGGAGAUUGCUUUCCGCUGCACCUAAUCAGCAAAAUCAAUCCAAGCUUAUGCAUUAUGUAGCUACUAUGAGGGAACAAUUGGAACAAAUCUCUGAAGAGAAGACUCCUGAUGGUCUUCCCAGAGUUACGAAGGCUAAGGUGAAUGAGUACUAUGAGAAGAUUGAAGCUGUUGCUUCUAAGAUAUCUGCUCAAGUGCCUGAGACAGAGGUAUCUGAUGAAACUUUGCCAAAGGAUACUACCAGCGGAAGCUCUCCUAAAAUAGAAGACGAGCCUCGAAGCCCAACUUCUCCACAGCUGAGAAGAAGAAUUGUGUCUACAAGCUCCAAGGAGCAAAGUGUUGAUGCUGGUCCGUCAAAGGCACUAAAACUAGACACUGCAGCUAAAGAACACAUCGACAAGCACAGAAAGCUUCAGGAGGAUCUCACUGAUGAAAUGGUGGGACUUGCGAGACAACUCAAGGAGAGAAGUCUGAUGAUAAGCCAAUCCGUGGAAAAUACUGAGAAGAUACUCGACUCUACGGAGGAGGCCAUUGAGCAGAGCUUAGCGAGCACGGGACACGCAAAUGUAAGGGCGUCAAAGAUAUAUUCAGAGAGUUCAAAGACGAGUUGCUUCCAGUGGCUAUUGAUCUUGGCCAUGAUCUGUGUCUUCAUAAUGGUUGUCCUGUUGAUCCGUGUCACAUAGAAACAAUAUGGUUCCGAGUGCAAAACCAAGAUUUUAAGAUAACAUUUCAGUCUCUU
Eruca vesicaria subsp. sativa (arugula) is the source of this 976-nucleotide messenger RNA. The record is from the annotation of a GenBank genome assembly. NCBI's taxonomy places the organism in Eukaryota, Viridiplantae, Streptophyta, Magnoliopsida, Brassicales, Brassicaceae.